This is a messenger RNA of Rhodamnia argentea, 1199 nucleotides long. RefSeq lists its product as uncharacterized. Bases 599 to 1108 code for a protein of 169 amino acids. Lineage: Eukaryota; Viridiplantae; Streptophyta; Magnoliopsida; Myrtales; Myrtaceae. The transcript is spliced from 3 exons. The record is from RefSeq and is a predicted model, not a curated record.
UUUGCACAGACUAGCUUUAAGCUUUGACCUGAAUAUCUCUUAUCAAUCUCACAUCGAUCGGUGGAUUCGGUUUGCACUGGCAAAACGAGUUAAAGCUCUCCGACUAGAUUUCACGCCGGUGUCAUGUAAGGAUUUGAAGCGUGAUUGUGACCCUAGUCACCUGCCAUAUCUAUUAGGACGGGAGACACUCAUGGAUGUUGAUGUGGGGCGUUCACAAGGGGCUUCACGUCUAAGUAGUUUUGGCUUGUGCCCUUCUAGCUCUUUGCAGGUUGGCUUUAGGUAUCUCGAAGAGCUCACCUUGAAUCGAGUCACUGUGGAGAGAGAAUUCAUUGAGCAAUUGUUUGCCAACAGUCCGGUCCUAGAGCGAUUGAUUUUGGAAUGUGUCAGUGCUUCGAAUAGGUUUAGGUUUAGAGUUUCUGGCCGGUUACUGAAGUUGAAAUACUUGGUCAUAGAUUAUUGUCAUGAUUUUGAACGCAUUGAGAUUUACGACACGGAUCUUGUGUCCUUCACUUUCUUGGGAGCGCAACCAUUGUGUUUGGACAAGCUCCCCUGACUAUCUGAGAUAUCUAUUACAGGAUUUUUGUUGAAGAUUGUGCAUAUGAGCUUGCCUCAGCUUUCGAGUCUUUCUUCCCUGCAGAUUCUCAAACUUGAGUUUUUUGAUCCACCUAAUGAAAACCUACUUAUUCAUCAACUACCUAAAUUAGCAAGUGUUAAGCAAUUGGAACUGAGAGUUGGAGCAUCUGGAGAUGCGAGUCUACUUCCGUUGACUCUCUUGAUUAAGGCAUGUCCUUGCUUGCGAAGUUUUGUGUUGAAGUUGACGAGCACAUGGGAGAUGCUAUGCGGGCAAAGAGAACUAAAAAGAGUUGUUAGACCUCCCCAUCGGCAUCUAAAGGAGGUUGAAUUUUACAAUUAUUAUGGUCAACCUUGUGAUCACGAGCUAGUGAAUUACCUUGUCGAGAAUGCCAUUGCUCUGGAGAAGUUAGUAGUGAAUCCCUGUGAUAAAGAAUAUUCCCCGGGCAGGAUGAAAAGAUUGAAGGAACCUAGAGAACGUGCUCUGCAACAGCUCAAAGGAAAGUUGCCUUCUAGAAUUGAGCUGGUGAUUAACUAACAAAACCAGAGCAUCAUUCACGCUGCAUCCACAUGGCUGCUACGGAUGGCUUCAAUUCUGCAACCUAAUCAUCUUCCCCUUUUUAAAGUUU